This is a messenger RNA of Hypomesus transpacificus, 948 nucleotides long. Its product is annotated as nuclear apoptosis-inducing factor 1-like. The transcript is spliced from 2 exons. NCBI's taxonomy places the organism in Eukaryota, Metazoa, Chordata, Actinopteri, Osmeriformes, Osmeridae. The coding region runs from base 265 to 885 and encodes 206 amino acids. The record is from RefSeq and is a predicted model, not a curated record. Gene Ontology annotation, cellular component: nucleus.
CCUGGGGCCUCAUUUAUAAAGCUUUGCGUGGGAUUCACGUGGAAGCUGGCAUACGGAAGAAAUGUAGGAUGUACGUGCGAACAAAAAUAUUCGGAUUUAUAAAACAGUGCGCACUCACGUCCUACGCCUGUUUCCCUUUAUAAAUCACAAUCAACUCUAAAUCUGGCGCAGCUUUGGCGGCUGUGUGGCACGCCCAUAUUGCCUAUAAAUAGUCAAUGAAACGCCCCUAAUUAAUAUUAAUUCUGGGCCAGCAGAGAAAGAAACAUGGCAAGCGCAGGAAAAAAAACAAAAAAAAGAAAUUUCUUAGACUGCGAGAUCGAAGUUUUGGUUGGGGAGGUGGAGAAAAGAAAAAAGAUUUUGUUUGGAGGGCACAGUAUGGGAGUCACUAAUGCCAAAAAAACUUUGGAGUGGCAAACUCUUGCUGAGGCAGUGAAUGCCACUGCAUCAGAAGAUCGGACUGUGGCCGAACUGAAAAAAAAAUGGUCAGACAUUAAAGUCGAGGCCAAAAAGCGCCUGGCGCACCAUCGCCAGAGCGUGUCUGCCACGGGCGGGGGAAAGGGGACGCCGGAACUGACCCCUCUUGAUGAGAGGCUGGCAGGCAUCAUCGGCGAGUCCCUCUUGAGUGGAGUGGUGACAGAGGCGGAGGGGGACACCGACGUGCCAGCAGAUGAAAUGGUUGCUGCAUGUUCCAGUGGAGAGGGUGUUGCAGCUGAACCUCCACGUGCCUCUCCGUCUCCGUCUCCAUCUCCAUCCAGCAGCGGGCGUGUCCUCACCGACGCAGUCCUUGCCAUGCAGAGGGAAACUAUUCAGUGCAUCAGGGAAGUGGCAGGAGAGUUAAAGGCCAUCAAGACAGUGUUGUCCGAAAUAAGCACAAAAAUGAAAUAAUUUGUUAAUAAACAAUUGUAUUUCCAUACCUUGUUUGGUGUUUUCACAACCGCCGCAUCACAG